AUGGGAGUGAAGGUUGAUGGUCAGCAGCAACACCAUUUGCGCCUUACUGAUGACAUCGUACUGAUAACACCUAGCAUCAGCCAAGCGGAACGAAUGCUGACCGAAUCCGACGAAACAUGUGGAUGCAUCGGUCUUCAGCUGAAUCUGGACAAGACGAUGUUCAUGCGGAACGGAUGGGUCUCGGAUGCCCCAUUCGCGCUCAACGGAACGAACAUAUCCGAAUGCACCAGCUACGUUUAUCUGGGUCGGGAACUAAACAUGAUGAACGACCUGACCCCCGAGCUGGGCAGGAGGAGACGAGCGGCUUGGGGAGCGUACAAGAGCAUCGAGGAUGUAGUGAAGAAGACCAGGAACACCCGGCUCCGUGCUCACCUCUUCAACACCACCGUACUUCCUGCUUUGACCUAUGCUUCGGAAACCUGGGCAUUUCGCAAGCAGGAAGAAAACGCGGUGAGCGUCAUUGAACGCGCAAUUGAGAGAGUGAUGCUAGGAGUAUCCCGCUUCACGCAAUUGAGGGACGGGAUUCGAAGUUCUCUCCUACGUCAGCGAUCGAAGAUUAGAGACGCCGCCGCGUUUGCCAAGGAAAGUAAAAUAAGGUGGACCGGGCACGUGAUGCGCUUCAAUGACAACCGUUGGACCAGAGCCGUGAGCGACUGGAUUCCCCGCGAUAUUAAGCGCACUACAGGAAGACCGCCGACCCGAUGGUCAGAUUUCUUCACGAAGUCCUUGAAAGAAAAAUAUGAUGCUCUUCGUGUCCCGCGCAAAAGGAGGAACCACUGGGCUACUCUGGCACGUGAUCGGGACAAAUGGAAGAAUUACUGGCGCCCGCUCGACCAGUUCGAAGAUCAACGGGAGUCAAGGUAA
Molecule: messenger RNA, 864 nt
Organism: Necator americanus (New World hookworm)
Lineage: Eukaryota; Metazoa; Nematoda; Chromadorea; Rhabditida; Ancylostomatidae
Exons: 1
Coding region: 1-864 (287 amino acids)
Source: RefSeq, a predicted model, not a curated record